AUGAACAGCAACCAGGGACGCGUCUAUCUCUUCGGAGACCAGACCAAUGACUUUGUUCCAGGCCUUCGCCAGCUUCUACGCGCCAAAGACUGCCCUUUGGUUCUUUCAUUUCUUGAGAAGACUCACCUUGCAUUGAGGCAAGAGAUCGCACAGCAAGGUCGUCAGACUCAAGAGCUUCUGCCGCGCUUUGCGAAUAUCGGAGAUCUCUUUGCCGCGUACUCACCGGAGCAUGAGGCGGCGUCUGUCCUCGCUAGUACACUCACUACCAUCUACCAGCUCGGUGGAUUCAUACGUUAUUAUGGCGAUGGUUGCAGGCAGUACCCUUCAGGAUCAAACCACGUCGUGGUAGGCAUGUGUACCGGCCAGCUCGCCGCAAGUGCUGUUGCAUCUGCCUCUAGCGUCGGCGAGUUGGUAUCAUUGGCUGUCCAGGCUGUCGUGAUUGCAUUCCGCACAGGCCUCCAUGUCACCAAUGCCCGUAACUUGCUUAGUAAUGAUACGGACAAGACUCAGAACUGGUCCUACAUCGUACCGAAGCUACAAGUCGAGACUGCUGCUUCGCGUAUCGAGCAAUUCUCUCAAUCAGCUAACUUGCCUAUUGGCGCAAGACCAUUUAUUGGCACCGUGGCCCCAUCUAGCACCACGAUCUUCGGAGAGCCCAAUGUUCUCAAGGCCUUCUUCAGUUCACCCAUCAUGAGUGAUAUUCGGGCUAUUCCGGCCCCGAUCUUUGCUCCGUACCACGAGCCGCAUCUAUACUCGGAAUCAGACAUUGACGACAUCCUAGCGGACCUUCCUCAGACCACUAUCAACACCGUGCUCAAGCUUCCCGUCCUCUCCAGCGUUACAGGUGAGCCAAUCCAGGCUACCACAUUUGGGGCUGCUCUCCGGACCUCGCUGGAUGAGUUCCUCAGGCACCCUCUCCACCUAGAGAAUAUCAUCCAGUCUAUCAGCAUUAGCUGUGAAGCUUCUACUUGCAACGACUGGGUUGUUUCAUUAGUCGGCACCACUUCACGGAUCCUGGCUAGUGCUCUCGGUGAAAUUGAAUCGCUCUCAGUCGACACGGAGCACAUAACAAGCACCCCAAGCGCCAGUGGUCCUCGCUCUCAAAUCAGCAGCAGUGGUCGACCCGAACAGUCCAGAAUUGCCAUCAUAGGAUAUUCAGGCAGAUUCCCCGAGGCCGCAAACCCGGAGGGUCUCUGGAAGAUCCUCCAGGAAGGACGGGACGUUCAUCGCGAAAUUCCCGCAGACCGCUUCGAUGUGGACGCUCAUUAUGACCCCACAGGAAAGAAGAAGAACACGUCAACGAUCCGAAACGGUUGCUUCAUCAAUGAGCCCGGCCUUUUCGACUCUCGCUUUUUCAACAUCUCUCCCAGAGAAGCGGAUCAAUCGGAUCCCGCCCAGCGACUUGCUUUGAUGACCGCCUAUGAGGCUCUCGAAAUGGCUGGUGUUGUCCCUGAUAAGACUCCUUCAACUCAGCGAGACCGAGUGGGUGUCUUCUAUGGAAUGACUAGUGACGACUGGCGCGAGGUCAACUCCGGACAGGAUGUGGGCACGUAUCAUAUCCCUGGUACCAACCGCGCUUUCACGCCGGGACGGAUUAACUACUUCUUCAAGUUCACUGGUCCUAGUAUCAAUGUCGAUACCGCCUGUUCGUCUAGCGCUGCCGCCAUUCACCUAGCUUGCAACUCGCUUUGGAGAAACGACUGCGACACCGCUAUUGCAGGCGGCACAAACGUCAUGACCAACCCCGAUAACUUCGCUGGUCUGGACAAGGGUCACUUCCUUUGCCAGAGUGGAAAUUGCAAAACUUUCGAUGACGGCGCUGACGGCUACUGCCGAGCUGAUGCCGUUGGAACAGUGAUCUUGAAGAGGUUGGAAGACGCGCUGGCCGAUAGAGACCCAAUCCAGGCAGUCAUCUGCGGUGCUUACACCAACCACUCCGCCGAGGCUGAGUCCAUCACUCGUCCCAACGCUGGCGCACAGGCUGCCAUUUUCCGCCGCAUUCUCAAUGACUCUGGCCACGACCCACUGGACGUGAGCUACAUUGAGAUGCACGGCACAGGAACUCAAGCCGGUGACGCAGUAGAGAUGAAGUCGGUUCUCGAAGUGUUUGCGGGCAAACGCUCAGGACGAACUGCGGCACAGCCGCUAUAUCUCGGCUCAGUUAAAGCGAACGUCGGCCACGCUGAAUCUGGAUCUGGAGUCACAUCUCUAAUUAAAGUCAUGAUGAUGAUGAAGAACAGCGAGAUCCCGCCUCAUAUUGGUAUCAAGACCAAGAUCAACAGUGGAUUCCCAACUGACCUGAGAGAACGGGGCAUCCGUAUCGCCAUGGAAGCAACGCCCUGGCGACCGGCAGCGGAUGCUAGGCGAAUGGCAUUCCUCAACAACUUCAGCGCAGCCGGUGGUAACUCGGCGCUUCUCAUCGAAGAUGCGCCCGCGCCGUUUGAGCCUGAGACGUCGAGCGAUCCCAGGACAGCCCAUGUAGUUGCUGUAUCAGCUAGAACUACACAGUCGCUUCGUCGCAAUGUCGAGCGCCUUGCUGAGCACCUUGGGAAGUUCCCUGACACAUCACUUGCAAGCUUGGCUUACACGACCACCGCCCGCCGCAUCCACCACAAUUUCAGACUCUCUGUCACCGGUCGAACGAUUGCAGACGUGAAAACGGCUCUUGAGCAGUCGGCUGGCCUAGAAGCCCGGCCUAUUCCUCGGAAACAACCUGGCGUCGCCUUCGCAUUCACUGGGCAGGGCUCCGUAUACGCGGGCAUGGGACAGCAGCUCUUUACUAGCUUCAGUGUCUUCCGCAAGGAGAUCCAGCGCCUAGCUGGAAUCGCCGACAGUUUUGGAUUCGAUUCAUUCCUUCCAGUGAUCAAUGAUACUGCGGCAAACGAUGCGCUCACUCCACAAGCCUCGCAGCUAGCCUUGACCUGUUUCGAGAUUGCUCUAGCUCGGCUCUUCGAGUCCUUCGGAGUUGUCCCGAGCGUAGUCGUCGGACACAGCCUCGGCGAAUAUGCCGCUCUGCACAUCUCCGGAGUCUUGUCUGCCAGAGACGUUGUGUUCCUCGUCGGAACGCGAGCUCGCAUUAUGGAGCAGCGCUGCUCUGCUGGAACUCACGCUAUGUUGGCUAUUAAGGCACCCAUUUCUGAGCUUGCCCAGGUUAUGCAGAACCAUCGUUUGGAGGUUGCAUGUGUCAAUGGACCGACUCAGACUGUUCUUGCUGGCUUAGGAGCUGAUGUGGAGAGCGCACAAGGGGCACUGCAAUUAUCUGGUGUUAAGUCAAGUAAACUGAGCACGGCUUUCGCCUUCCACAGCUCCCAGGUAGAGCCGGUUCUCGAAGAGUACAAGCAACUAGCUCGCGGUGUUGCAUUCAGGAAACCCACAAUUCCCAUCCUGUCGCCGCUAUUGGCCACUGUUGUCACCGAAGAGGGUGAAAUAAACACCCAAUACUUGGCCCGUCACUGUCGCGAGAUGGUUGACCUCGUGGGUGCUGUCGAAUCCGCCAUCUCUCAGAAGGUUGUGUCAGAAGACACUGUCUGUGUCGAGAUUGGGCCAGUUCCUUUCGUGACGGGAAUGUUGAAAUCCUGCAUCGGAUCGUCUCUUAAGACCGUCGCCCCUGUGCGCAAGGGUGACGAUCUCUGGAAGACAAUGGGAGACGCUCUUUCUGGAAUUUACCAAUAUGGUCUAGAUAUCCAAUGGCGCGAAUAUCACCGAGACUUCAACGCCUGCCAUGAGGUUAUUUCACUCCCUGCUUAUGCUUGGGACCUCAAGAACCACUGGAUUCAAUACGUGCACAACUGGUGCUUAACAAAAGGACAGGCCCCAGCUGCUAUAACUGAGGCCCCAUUGCCUUCUGCUGCACCGCCAAAGUUUCUAUCCGCCACUUGUCAAAGGGUUUUGGAAUCGGAACACGGAGAAGAUAAGUCGUUCGUGCUCAUCGAAUCGGAUAUCUCUCACCCUGACCUCCGAGCUGUCUUCGAGGCGCACAAAGUAAAUGGCGCGGUUCUGUGUCCAUCUUCAGUUUACGCUGACAUCGCUGUUACUCUUGGUAACUACCUCAGUGAGGGUAAUUCGAUUGAGAGCAACAAGGGUAUCGAAGUUGCUGACAUGGCAACCACCAAGCCUCUUCUCAUGCGUACACCCGGCAAGUCAGAGCUCUUCCGUGUAUCUGCCGAAGCCAACUGGGCUACGCAGACUGCCAACGUUGUUUAUUACAGCGUGGACUCCCACGGCGCAACUACACAGCAGCACGCUACGUGCACCAUCAGAUUCGGAGACCCAGAGGCUUGGAAGUCGGAGUGGAAGCGCUCGGCAUAUCUGGUCAAGUCUCGGAUGCAGAGCCUACGUGAAGCUGCCGAAGAUGGUACCUGCCACUUACUCAAGCGAGGAAUGGUAUACAAGCUCUUCGGCAACUGCGUGGAGUAUGGAGAGAAAUUCCAGGGCAUCGAGGGAGUGUACCUUGACAGUAAAGGUCAUGAAGCGACAGCCAGUGUCACAUUGAAGGAUAGGAGCACCUGCUUUGAGGCUAACCCUUACUAUAUCGACAGUCUGGGUCACUUGUCCGGCUUCAUCAUGAACGCUACAGAAUCGUUUGACUAUAGGUCCCAAGUGUUCCUCAAUCAUGGUUGGGAGUCAAUUCGAUGCGCUGUCAAGCUUUCUCCUGAAGAGACAUACCAUACCUAUGUCAAGAUGCAGUCUUCGGAUGGGACGAAGUACGUCGGUGACGUCUAUGUCUUCCACGGCGACUCCAUCGUGGGUGUUAACCAAGGUGUUGCGUUCCAAUCCGUGCCGCGCAAGGUCCUUGACUUCCUUCUUCCCAACGGUGCAAAGUCUAUCGGCACAAAGGCACCCAUGGAGACAAGCAAGAUGACCACUGCGGCUGUGACUAAGCCACAGAAGCCAGCUACCAGCCGUCCAGAGCCCGCCCAAAUGCCGAAGAAGCAGAUGUCGCGAUCGCCGCAGAUGGACAGCAUGUCGGAGCCACUUCUGAUUAUACAAGCCAUGAAGAUUAUUUCUGAAGAGACAGGCGUUCCUCUCGCGGAAAUGAAGAAGGAUCUGGUUUUGGCGGAUGUUGGCAUCGACUCACUCCUAUCUUUGACUGUCUAUGGAAGGCUAAGAGAGGAAUUGAAUCUGGAAGUCAGCUCGACUCUCUUCAUCGAUUACCCGACAGUGGGAGACAUCAAAAGAUGGCUUGGCGCCGCCUCAGGGCCGGUGAAUGCUGACGCUUAUGACAGCUCCAAGAUAUCAACUCCUCAAUCUGAUGUCUUUUCCGAAGAAGAAGCGGAAUCGGCUAGCGACAUUUCUACCAACGGUGAUAUCGCAACUCCGGAGUCAGAAGAGGUGUAUCCCAUCAAGGGAAUCUGCGCUAUCUUGGCCGAAGAGAUCGGAGUGAAGGUCGAUGAGGUGUGGGACGUGUCCUCCCUGGCUGAACUGGGACUGGACUCCUUAAUGUCCCUAACUGUGCUCGGGAGACUGCGAGAAGAGCUGAACGUCGACCUCCCCGCGGACUUUCUUCUUCUCGAUGACAUGGCUGUUAUUCGGAAAAGACUGAUGGGCGGGUCCUCGGAGCCUGAAGUUCCGGCUCCUGUCACAACUACUACCGUGCGUGUAGAGCCCCCGGCCACUAUCCCAGCAGCAACAUCUGUCGUUGUUCAGGGAAAUCUCAAGACAGCGCGUAAGGUCCUCUUCCUUUUCCCUGAUGGCUCAGGCUCUGCAACUGCCUACGCUGGGCUUCCUCGUGUCGCGCCUGACGUUGCAUUGGUGGCACUGAACUGCCCAUAUGUAAAGCGACCUCAAGAUAUGAAAUGUGCUCUGCAAGACCUCACGACGCCGUACCUCAGCGAGGUCCGCCGACGGCAGCCACACGGCCCUUACUAUGUAGGAGGCUGGUCCGCAGGCGGAAUUUCAGCCUACGAUGCCGCAGCCACGCUCAUGGCCCAGGGUGAGGAGAUUGCGGGUUUGAUCUUGUUGGAUUCGCCUAACCCGAUUCAUCUCGAGAAACUGCCGCAGCGCUUGUUCCACUUCCUCAACCGCGCCGGUGUUUUUGGAUCAGACAGCUCAAAGGGAGCACCCGAUUGGCUCCUACAGCACUUCAAUGCUUUCCUCGACGCGCUUGACAAGUACGAGAUCAAGGCAUUCGGGCCAGGAAAGACGCCCCCAACGCACACUCUGUGGGCUGCUGAUGGAGUUUAUAAAUCAACUGGAGGGGAGAGACUUGAGGAGCAAGCAGACGACACGCGUGAGAUGAAGUGGUUACUGAACGAGAGGACUGAAUUUGGCGCCAAUGGAUGGGAUAGUGUGAUUGAACCAGGGCGCUUGAACAUAGAGGUUUUACAGGGUGCAAACCAUUUUACCAUGAUGGAGGGACCCCAAGGCCACAGGUUGAGCCAGUUCUUAGCGAGAGCGCUAAGCGCUUGAGGUUUCUGUCAGUCAAGAUCCUUUCGCUUUCUCCUUUGUCUUUUCGGCGUUGGGGGUAACGGCGCAUUUCUGGGGGAUUUCAUCUGGUUGCAUUUCAAAGUCGCAUAUUCUGUCUGAUUUAGAGUUGUAUAUCAGUAUAAAUAGUUUCUUAGAUGUAUUGGCGCUAGUCAAAUAAACCAAAUUAUGUUAUUUCAUUGUUUGGCCGGUUCGAUGCAAUCUGUGUAGUACGGCAAUAUUCUAGCGAAUUAUGAGAUUGAUGAUAAAAUAUCAGACUAGGACAGGACCGAAUCGGUCCAUUUCAUUGAUAGGAUGCUGAGUUUUUGAUCUGGUUACUGACAUGUUGCCGGCGUCAGGCUACAUUACUAGGAGUGACUAUUGCGAAGUCGGUGAUCAAUAUUGCGUCCGUCACGUUGUUGUGAGAUACGAUGUAGCCGUGGCAUAUCGGUGGCCAACAUUGACGUUGAUUGUCGGCUCGUGUACACACGGAUAACUCGGAC
This is a messenger RNA of Xylaria bambusicola, 6905 nucleotides long. RefSeq names its product polyketide synthase for naphthopyrone YWA1. Gene Ontology annotation, biological process: fatty acid biosynthetic process. The record is from RefSeq and is a predicted model, not a curated record. Lineage: Eukaryota; Fungi; Ascomycota; Sordariomycetes; Xylariales; Xylariaceae. Bases 1 to 6408 code for a protein of 2135 amino acids. The transcript has 4 exons. Gene Ontology annotation, molecular function: fatty acid synthase activity; phosphopantetheine binding; 3-oxoacyl-[acyl-carrier-protein] synthase activity.